Telopea speciosissima is the source of this 1595-nucleotide messenger RNA. RefSeq names its product calmodulin calcium-dependent NAD kinase-like. The transcript is spliced from 8 exons. NCBI's taxonomy places the organism in Eukaryota, Viridiplantae, Streptophyta, Magnoliopsida, Proteales, Proteaceae. Bases 73 to 1548 code for a protein of 491 amino acids. The record is from RefSeq and is a predicted model, not a curated record. Gene Ontology annotation, molecular function: kinase activity; ATP binding.
CAUGGUUUCGUCUUCCCCAAACAGAUUCUCACUGCAACGUUUAUUGGAUUGGCCAUCUUAGUGGCAGCAACUAUGCGCUAUCAUCACCUCCACCGGAACCACCAGAUGAGGUGCCAAAACAUCAUUCCACGGUUUCACAAAUCAGAUUCCGAUCACUUUGAUAAGAUCGAACGUUUCUCACAUUUUGUAGCUAGACAAAUAGGAUUUGAAGAUCCGAAUGAGUGCCCACAGCUGUGCAACUUAGCCAACGAUUAUCUGAAGAAAAGUGAAGGGUGUGAGGACAACAUUUAUGAGUAUUUCUCCAGUGAUCCACAAGCUGAUUCCCUUUUCGAUAUGCUCAUUGAAGCCAUUGAUAGAUGCAUUCUUGCUUACUUUUCUUUCCAUUGGAGCCAAACUUCUGUUAUGAUGAGUCAGGUAUUGAGGGCUGAUUCAGAACCAAUAACGAAGCUGAAGAACAUCGUAAUGGCUGCCACUAGAAAGAAGAGAUUUGAUAGGGUGAGCAAAGACUUGAAGAUCACCAGCUUGUUCUCUACACUUGUGACUGAGAUGAAAGCAAUUGGCAUCCCAUCAAAUAAUGAUGACUCCCAUUGCACGGAUGUGAUGGUACCAGAGGCCCUCAGUGAGAGGAGCCCUGUGCUCCUCUUGAUGGGUGGUGGAAUGGGAGCUGGCAAGAGCACUGUCCUUAAGGAUAUACUAAAAGAAUCCUUCUGGGCAGGGGUGGAAGGGAAUGCGGUGGUAGUUGAGGCAGAUGCGUUUAAAGAAAUGGACGUCAUUUUCAGAGCCCUCAGCUCUACAGACCCCGAUGACAUGCUGCAAUCAUCUGAACUGGUGCAUCAAUCCUCCACCCAUGCAGCAUCAUCCCUCCUUGUAACAGCACUCAACGAAGGGCGUGAUGUGAUCAUGGAUGGUACCCUCUCAUGGGAACCUUUCGUUGAACAGACGAUUGCAAUGGCAAGGAAUGUUCACCAUCACCGGUACCGAAUGGGUGUCGGAUACAAAGUUGCCGAGGAUGGGACUGUAAUUGAAAACUACUGGGAACAAGUAGCAGAUGAUGAUGAUAAAGAAAAUCUAGAACAAAAGGAAGCAGCCAAGAAGAGAAAACCAUACAGGAUAGAACUAGUUGGAGUUGUAUGUGAUCCUCAUCUAGCCGUUGUUAGAGGCAUCAGGAGAGCUAUUAUAAUGGGAAGAGGUGUGAGGGUGAAAUCACAGUUGAACUCCCACAAGAGAUUUGCAAAUGGAUUUCUCAGAUACUGUCAAUUAGUUGAUAUUGCCAGGCUAUAUUGCACCAAUUCUAUGGGAGGCCCACCUAAGUUGAUAGGAUGGAAAGAUGGAGAGAACAAUUUGUUGGUUGAUCCGCAAGAGGUAGACUAUUUAAGGACAGUAAGCAUGUUGAAUGAGGAUGCAGAAUCCAUAUAUGAACUUUACACGCACCUUAACCUGACAGGAAAGUCUGGUUCGGUUUGGAAAGACAUCUUGUUGUCACCUUCAAGAGCUUAUUAUCAAGAGGAACUAAAGAUUGCCAUCCAGAAAGCUGAAUAUCAAAGAUAAAUCACCAGUGAGGGAGCAGUGUAGUUUCAUAUCCUCUGAUCCAUGGC